GGAAGGAGGGGCCUGGCCCGGCCCCCACGCUCAAGCCCACACAGGUAACGGCUGUCGGAGUGGAAUGUGGCAGAGGUGUGGAACUUUUAGCUUCUAGCAGGGUGUGGAGGAGAUAGAGGUUCAGGAAGGGAGUUAACGCUCCGUGUCAUUGCUACUCACCUGGAUAGGGAGCGUGUGCAGGCGCUGACGUUUAAGGAGGGAUCAAGUCACUGCAUACAAAGUCUCAGUCAGUUACUCGGAAUCUCUUUAUCGCACGCACGCAGGCAGGCACGUUUGAGUCCCUAGGUUUAUGGGCAAUUCGGUCAAUAUUUGACCGGAGCACACUGUACAGGAGGGAAGAAGCAGAACUUUAUUUUUUUUGAUACUAGGAGUUGCAGAUUUGACUUUUCACUGCAGCUGGAAAGACAUUUUUUCUCCAAAACUGUUGGAUCACAGUUGCCAAAGCGGAUUUAGUGCAACUACCAUCAUUAAUUGUUGUUGGACUCAGACUGGUGUGGGAUCAGGAACAGGUGCAGGAAGGCGAUGGGGAGAUGGACGUUACGUCUCUCGGUGGGCCUUGGGCUUUUGCUCAUUCUCGUGAGCUACACUCGCGCUGAAGCCAACUAUUGCUACGCCAGCAGGUCCAAAACCUGCUCGGAAUGUUUGCAGGCAGGAAAAGGGUGCGCCUACUGUCCGGAUGAGACCUUUAAUGGACCUCGCUGCGACCUGCACGAAAACAUUCUGGCUCACGGCUGCAGUGCCGCGGCCGCCAUCACGGCCAAAAGCCGCAUGAGGAUUGAAAGGGAAGAACAGAUCAACGUCCGAAUGGCCCAGUCGCAGGUGUCCCCGCAGCAGAUGAGUAUGUCUCUGCUACCAGGGGAAGAGAAGAUGGUGGACAUGGAAGUCUUUGCUCCAACCAAAGGCCCCCUGGAUCUUUAUAUUCUUAUGGACUUCUCCAACUCCAUGGAAGACGAUUUGGAUAACUUGAAGAGGAUGGGUCAGGAGCUGGCGUCACUGGUGAAGAAGCUAUCAGAUGACUACACCAUCGGAUUUGGAAAGUUUGUGGACAAAGUUAUUGAGCCCCAAACGGACAUGAGACCCGCCAAACUUGACCAACCAUGGCCCAACAGUGACCCUCCCUUCUCUUUUGAAAACGUCAUCAAGCUGACCAACGACUUGAACUUCUUCACCAGCGAGCUUCAAAAGGAAAGAAUCUCCGGCAACCUGGACGCUCCCGAGGGAGGUUUUGACGCCAUACUGCAAGCUGCAGUCUGCACGGAUAAUAUCGGUUGGCGCGAGCAGAGCACGCAUCUGUUGGUUUUCUCCACCGAGUCGGCCUUCCACUACGAGGCGGACGGCGCCAACGUGCUGUCGGGCAUCCUGCCCCGCAACGACGAGAAAUGCCACCUGGACGGCGAAGGCAAAUACACCGAAGCUACCAAGCAGGAUUACCCCUCCAUCCCCACGCUGGUCCGUCUGCUCGGCAAACAUAACAUUAUUCCCGUAUUUGCCGUCACCAACCACUCCUUCACGUACUACAAGAAACUCCAAACCUAUUUCCCCAUUGCCGAGGUGGGCCUGCUGCAAGAGGACUCCUCCAACAUCUUGCAAGUCAUGGAGAUGGCUUUUGAGAGUAUCCGUUCCAAGAUGAGCAUUCGUGCGGAAGACAGACCCAAAGCCUUUGAAGCGGAGUUCCUGUCCACCAGCGGAAAGGUUGCCAAACACGGAGACUUUGCUUUUCGGCCUGGAGCCAUUGGCAAAUUCACGAUGCGACUCAAAGCCCAUCGAAUGCUGGACGAUUCUCCGGUCUGUAAAAUGGAUGCGGAUGAAAAGUCGGGCCUCAUGAGAGUUAAACCUACGACCUUUAACGCCGCCAUGAACGUUCAAGCCACCGUGCUCUGUCCAACUUGUGACUGUGAGAAGACUGCCAUCGCCAACGCGCCCAGAUGCCAUGGCAACGGAGACCUUGUGUGCGGGAAGUGUCAAUGCCACGACGGCUGGUUGAGUACGUUCUGCAACUGUUCAGCGAGCGCUUCGGCCCUGGACACCCGUCUGUGUAUCGGUCCAGGAUCGACGGAACCUUGUUCCGGUCGCGGGGACUGCCGGGAGUGCGGAAGAUGCGUGUGCUACAACCCUGACCAGUUUGAAGGACCUUACUGCCAGUAUGAUCGAACCCAGUGUCCGCGAUUCGGAGGCUUCCUCUGCAACGACCGUGGCUCCUGCAUUAUGGGCCGCUGUGUGUGUUCUGAUGGCUGGGAAGGAAAUGCCUGCGAGUGUCCCAAGAGCAACCAGACCUGUUUAGACAGCAAGGGGGGGGUGUGCAAUGGGCGUGGUAAAUGUGUUUGCGGUCUCUGUGAGUGUCAAUCAUCUGGUCUUGAAAUGACGUCCACCUGCGAGCCCAAUUUCCAGGCUCAACUCGGUGUUUGCGAGGCCACACGGACUUGUGCUCAGUGCCAAGCUUGGAAGACAGGAGAGCGGAAGGACAAGAAGGAAUGUGACAAGUGUCCUUUCAGAAUCAUCAUGGUGGACGAACUCAAAGAAGCGGACAAGGUGAUGGAAAAGUGCAGCUAUCGUGACGAGGAGGACGACUGCACAUACCACUACACUUUGGAAACCCCCAAAAAUCCAGACUCCAAAGACUUGGAGGUCCAAGUGCUGAAGAAGAAAGAUUGUCCAGCUGCCAGCCUCCUGUGGCUGCUCCCUCUCCUCUUGUUCCUCUUGUUACUGCUGGCGCUUUUGUUGCUCUGCUGCUGGAAAUACUGCAAAUGCUGCAAAACCUGCUGGCAGAGCUGCCUUGCCCUCUUGCCUUGCUGUAAUAAAGGCCGCAUGGUUGGAUUCAAGGAGGAUGAGUAUCUUCUCCGCCAGUCUCUGCUCACCUCAGACCACCUGGACACUCCAAUGGCGAGGACAGGCCCUCUGAAAGGGACCGACGUCGUUCGCUGGAAGGUUACCGAUAAUGUGCACCGGAGUCCCAACCACCCCCAGGCUCUAGUCAAGCCCAACCCCAAAGAAACAAUUCAGUAUCCAAUCUCCCUGCGGCUUAACAGGCGCUUUACGGAGAAUUUGUCUCGUCCCGAUUCCAGAGAUGCGGAGCAGCUUCGUAAAGACGUCGCAGAUAAUCUGAAUGAUGUCUACAAGCAAAUUCCUGGAGCCCAGAAAAUGCAGAAGACCUCAUUUAGAACACAGAGAAAUGCAGGCAAAAGGCAGGACUACACCAUCAUGGACACCAUCCUGUCCGCCCCUCGCAGCAGCUACCCUGAUAUUGUCAAGAUGACCGAGAAAAAUGUCCAGUCUGGACGCUUCAGCGACCUGAAAGUGUUGCCUGGCUACUACACGGUUGCAACCGAUAGAGAGGCGGCAGGUGCUAUCGAGUUCCAAGAAGGUGUGGAGUCGGUGGAUGUUCACGUGCCACUCUUUGUAAAGGAUGAAGAUGAUGACAAGAAGCAGCUCCUGGUGGAGGCCACAGAUGUGCCGCUGGGAAUUGCCCAAAUUGGAAAACGCUUGGUGAACAUCACCAUCAUCAAAGAACAUGCUUCCAGUGUGUUUUCCUUCCUCCAGCCGGCCUACACGUACAGUCGACAGGACGGGGUGGCAAAUAUUCCAAUUAGUCGAGAGAUCAUUGAAGACGGACGCACACAAGUCUCGUACCGUACGCGAGAUCUCACAGCCAAGGAUAAAAAGGACUACGUGACUGUAGAUGGAGAUCUCACUUACGCUCCCGGUGAGACACAAAAGACGGUUCCGGUUCGUCUGCUGGAGCUCGGGGAGAAAGACGCCCUCCUGGGUGACAAACAGGUCAAACAGUUUGCCAUGGACCUGAGUAACCCGCGACAAGGCGCCAAGCUUGGCCGCUACCCUCGAACUACGGUCACAAUCGCCGACCUACCAGAGCCCAGUGUGAUGAUGUUCAAGAAGGGCACCCAGAGCUUCACCACAUCCGACCCAAAUUACACCAUCCCCGUGGUGCGCACUCGCAACCAGGACAGCCCCGCGACGGUGAAAUGGCGCACAAAGAAGGGCCAGCGCUUUGACCUCUCCGGCCUUCUCAAGUUUAACCCUGGAGAGACCGAGAAGAAUAUAGUGAUCGAUCCGAGGAGCCACCCUGCUCUGAGUCAACCAGACUCCUUCCAGCUGGAGCUUUUGGAACCAAGUAGCAAUGCCACAGUCGGCGAGAGGAAGACCACCGUUGUCAAUGUUGUGGAAGGAGCUCCGAGGUCUCCUGAGAUGGCCCAGAUGCAGCAAAAAGGUUUUAGCGGGCGCCUUCAUGCGCCAGGCAACCCGAAGGCCAAGGCAACUGGACCCAAAAGCAUCCACCUCAACUGGGACCCACCGGCGGGUAACCCAAUGGGGUACAAGGUGAAGUAUUGGAUCUACGGUGACCCCGAGAAAGAUGCCCAGGUCUUAGAUGUCAAGACACCUCAAGCCGAGCUGACCAACCUGUAUCCCUACUGUGACUAUGAGAUGCGAGUGUGUGCCUACAAUUCCUUUGGAGAUGGCACUGAAACGGACAUGAUUCCCUGCCAGACUUUGGAAGAUGUGCCCGGUGAACCGGGACGACUCGCCUUUAAUGUCAUAAGCCCAACAGUCACUCAGGUCAGUUGGGCGGAGCCGGCCGAGACCAACGGCAACAUCACCGCUUACGAGGUCAUCUACACACCUAUCGACGAUGAUCUGAAGCCGGUCGGUGCGGCCAAGAAGGUGAAGAUAGACAACCCAAAGAAGCGAAUGCUAUUGAUUGAGAAUCUGGUGAACGCCCAGACCUAUCAGUACAAGGUCCGUGCCAAGAACGGCGUGGGUUGGGGCCCCUACAGAGACGCUACCAUCAACUUGGCAUCGCAACCCGCCAGACCUCUCUCCAUCCCCAUCAUUCCAGAUGUCCCGAUCGUGGACGCCGAAGCAGGAGACGAGUACGACAGUUAUCUGAUGUACAGCAACGAGGUGCUGAAGUCUCCUGCGGGCUCCAAGACACCCAGCGUUUCUGGUGACGAUUACAUGAUGAAUGGAAAAUGGGACCAGAACUUCCUCUUCCCAGGCGGCUCCGUCACACGCAACUUGUCUACGUCCUCUACUCCGAUGUCCACUAUGAACUCCCACUACAUGGGCGGCUCCUUCACCACCGAAACCACAAGCAACUACAUGCCGGGGAGCCCCCGUCGACCCGAUAUGAUGGGCGGAAUGCACACCACGGACGUCAUCAUGAGGAAGCGCUCAGAGAGGGGUUACGCAGACGAACACAUCAGGGACUCCAUCGUCAUGGGCGAUAUGUCGAGCAACUUUCCAGAUCUAGGUGUGUACGGCUUCAGCGGGUGGCAGAAUACCUCUCAGAACCAAUACGGCUCCCACAGCCUGUCUCAGGGUCCCAGGGCCAGGACUCAGUCUUCCGAGGUCAACGAAGCUCUGUAUAAUUUGGACAGGGUGCUCCAGGAUGCAAGACUCUCUCCAGGCGUCCCGGACACCCCCAGCCGACUGGUGUUUUCAGCUCUGGGUCCUACGGCACUCAAAGUCAGCUGGCAGGCGCCCCUCUGCCAGAAGGACAUCCUGGGUUACUGUGUGCUCUACCAGCCGCUCAAUGGAGGUGACGUGAACCGCAUCAACGUGACCAACCCGGCGGACAACUCUGUGAUUAUCCAGGACCUUCUGCCCAACCAUUCUUACCUGUUUAAGGUGAAGGCUCAAAGCCAAGAAGGCUGGGGCCCCGAAAGAGAAGGCGUCAUCACCAUCGAGUCGGCCGUGGACCCCAAAAGUCCUUACAGUCCCAUGCCAGGCUCUCCUUUCACUCUGAGCACCCCGAGCGCGCCGGGUCCCCUCGUCUUUACGGCUCUCAGCCCCGAUUCCUUGCAACUGAGUUGGGAGAAACCCAGGAAGCCAAACGGAGACAUUCUUGGCUACGUGGUCACCUGCGAGCAGCUUCACGGAGGAGGUGACACGCGUUCCUUCCAGGUGAGCGGGGACAGCGCCGAGACCCGGCUGACCGUCUCCAACCUGACUGAGAACGUCCCCUACAAGUUCAAAGUUCAGGCUCAAACCACACAGGGCUACGGCCCGGAAAGGGAGGGCAUCAUCACCAUCGAGUCUCAGGAUGGAGGCGCUUUGUCGCAGUACAAUAAUCAAUCCAUGACCAGGAGGGACGUUUUCAACAUGCCAAGUGACAUUAGCACCACGAGCAGCGUCUCUCGCACCAUGAUCAACGACCCGUCGUACUUCUCAGAUGGAAUGAUGAUGACCACGCAACACACAGAAAGCAGCGGCAUGAUGACCCGCCAAAUCACUAAGGAAGUAGUCCAGAGGAGCGUCAUGGGAGGGACCACCGUCACCAAGAAUAUGUUUUACGAGUCUUAAAGUACAGUAAGCUUUUCAUUUGGCCUCCAUUUGCAUUCUCACGCUCCCAAUAUUUGAGAUUGUCCUUUAAAAAGAGUCAUGCGUGCUUGAUGUACAGUGUGUCGUGACGAUGAUGCGUGCCAUCAAAAACAAACAAUCUGGAAUGCUGGAGUGGUAGAGGGAAAAAAAAAAUGAUUGCGUCUGUUACAAGCUUCGACCACUCGUUCCUUGAGAUUCAUCUUUUACUCUGUUGUUCAUUUCACGUCUGAGGGGAAAACGACCCGAGUUGACAAACACAUGCUCAUGCUCAUGCUCAUGCUCACAAACGGUGGAUGGAAAGCAGGCAGGUCAUCUGAGAGCACGGUUCAUCCAGAAUGACACCGCGCCCUUCUGGUCAAUCUCUUUGGUCAGGAUGUCUGUCACAUGUCCACAUUUAGAAAAGCAGCAAUCUCAAGUUUUGGGGUGGAUGCUUUUUAUUUUGGAGGGAGUGAGCAAGUUGCGGCACAUGAAAUGAGCGUUGUGCAAAAGAAUUGAAAAAUAUAAUGAAUGGCAUGAAGUCAUACAAGCAUGCCAAAUCUAAAAAAAGUCUUUUAGAGUCAAGCACGUUUGUGCUCUUGCUGUAUUUCCUCGUCAUUUCUACAAAAGAAUGGAUACAUUUGAUUUGACAUUUUCUUUUGGACUCAAUACUUUGUAGUACUUGAUGCUACUUGUUGUCAUUCUAAUGCAUUGAGAAGAGGAAUUGCAUAUAGAAGACAAAGAGAUUGUAUUUGCUUAAGCCUUUUCAUUCUAUAGCUUUGCUUUUACAAAAAUUCAACAUGUUGGGCCGAACGUGGAAAAAUGGAAUACGUUGAAAAAAGAUCACUUUUGACGCAAAUGCGCUGUUUUGUUUCUCUGUAUGGCAGAUCUGUUGCACUUAAUAAAGAUCCAAAAGAAUGUC
Messenger RNA from Syngnathus typhle (broad-nosed pipefish), 7234 nucleotides. It is a transcript of the gene itgb4, whose product is annotated as integrin, beta 4. Gene Ontology annotation, biological process: cell migration; cell communication; integrin-mediated signaling pathway. The transcript is spliced from 42 exons. Bases 523 to 6318 code for a protein of 1931 amino acids. Lineage: Eukaryota; Metazoa; Chordata; Actinopteri; Syngnathiformes; Syngnathidae. The record is from RefSeq and is a predicted model, not a curated record. Gene Ontology annotation, molecular function: integrin binding. Gene Ontology annotation, cellular component: cell surface; focal adhesion; integrin complex.